CUGUGGUUUCAGAUUAGAUCCAGAGGUAUUACAAAAUGUGUAUGCCAUGGCAUUUGCGGUGGAGGAAAUCAAUCGUAACAACAUCCUGCUACCAGGAGUGAAGCUGGGCUACCGCAUAUUUGAUAGCUGUGUCCGAUACCCCUGGGCUCUGCAAGCUGCAUUGUCACUAGUUGCAGGAGACGAACACAGCUGCAACGUAACAGCCUCCACGUCUCGUACUGCAGCCGGAGAAACAUCAGCAGGUGGUCAACCUGUUCCUUUGCUCAUUGGUGAUGCUGCAUCAACAACAACCAUAUUUCUGUCCAGGAUCCUAGGGUCUCUCUCUGUGCCAUUUCUGUUGCAGCACUUGAACAACCUGCAUUUCACCACACCACAGGGGGAAAUGUUUUACUUUCAAGGUGGUGACGCUCCAGCAAAGUAUGACUUUGUCAACUGGCAGAACACCCCUGAGGGGUCACUCAAACUUGUUUUGAUUGGUCGUGUGGACGGGUUUGACCUCCACCUCAACCAGUCAAAUAUUCAGUGGAGCACCGGAUCCAAUCAGGUGCCUACUUCAGUGUGCAGUGAGAGCUGCCCCCCAGGCACCCGAAAGGCCAGCAGGAAAGGAGAACCUCUCUGCUGCUUUGACUGUAUCCCAUGUGCUGAUGGGGAGAUUAGCAAUCAACAUGGUUCCCUUCACUGUGAGCGUUGUCCAUUAGAGUUUUGGUCCAAUGCUAAACGAACUGCGUGCAUCCCUCGCCAGCUGGACUUCCUUUCCUUUAAUGAAACCUUGGGAAUUACCCUGACUACAGCAGCUGUGUCUGGUACUGUGGUGACAACAGCUGUAUUUGUGGUUUUUCUUUACUACCGUCAAACACCUAUGGUACGAGCCAACAAUUCAGAACUGAGCUUCCUGCUUCUCCUGUCACUGAAGCGCUGCUUCCUGUGCUCACUGGUGUUCAUUGGUCGUCCAUCAGUCUGGGCUUGUCGGUUCCAGCAGGCAGCUUUUGGGAUCAGCUUUGUACUUUGUGUUUCCUGCCUCCUGGUCAAAACCAUAGUAGUUCUUGCUGUUUUCCGCUCAGCUCGGCCUGGUGCUGAAGCAUUGAUGAAGUGGUUUGGUCCAGGCCAACAGAGAGGAAGUGUUUGCCUCUUUACAUCUAUACAGAUUAUCAUUUGUGCCACAUGGCUGUCCCUCAGCCCUCCUGUGCCUCAACGUGAUCUGGGUUUUCAGGGGUCAAAGGUCACCCUGGAGUGCGCUAUGGCCUCUGUGGUGGGCUUCUCUCUGGUUCUAGGUUACAUUGGUUUGUUGGCCUGCACCUGCCUUCUCUUGGCCUUUUUUGCUCGGAAACUCCCUGACAACUUCAAUGAGGCCAAACUGAUCACCUUCAGCAUGCUGAUAUUCUGUGCUGUCUGGGUGGCCUUUGUCCCUGCUUACGUUAGCUCUCCUGGGAAAUACACUGUUGCUGUGGAGGUUUUUGCAAUCCUGGCCUCUAGCUAUGCUUUACUGCUCUGCAUUUUUGCCCCCAAAUGUUUCAUCAUUCUCUUGAGGCCUAAGAAAAACACUAAGAAACACCUGAUGGCCAGGUAGUUUUUCU
This is a messenger RNA of Sander lucioperca (pikeperch), 1574 nucleotides long. Its product is annotated as extracellular calcium-sensing receptor-like. Gene Ontology annotation, cellular component: membrane. The transcript has 7 exons. Gene Ontology annotation, molecular function: G protein-coupled receptor activity. Gene Ontology annotation, biological process: G protein-coupled receptor signaling pathway. The record is from RefSeq and is a predicted model, not a curated record. Lineage: Eukaryota; Metazoa; Chordata; Actinopteri; Perciformes; Percidae. Bases 47 to 1567 code for a protein of 506 amino acids.